Molecule: messenger RNA, 984 nt
Organism: Trichoplusia ni (cabbage looper)
Lineage: Eukaryota; Metazoa; Arthropoda; Insecta; Lepidoptera; Noctuidae
Product: U3 small nucleolar RNA-associated protein 14-like
Exons: 4
Coding region: 162-821 (219 amino acids)
Source: RefSeq, a predicted model, not a curated record
UUUGGUUUGCUUGUGCUGUCGAAGUCGAUACUAGCGCCUUUCAGCAACCAAGAGUUUCAUUUUCGUUGGUUUGCACGGUUUGCUUGUUGCUUGCCUUUUUGAGGCUUUGGCGUGGGUUGUGGAUUUCUGUUUCUUGUCAAUUUGUGAUAUUUUCAACAAAUAUGCGUAAACGAAAAUCGGUAAAGAAGACUGACGAUGAUUCUGACGGCUCUGAACCGGGCGGUGAACCAGAAGAAUUUCAAGACUCGGGCGAAGAUUGGACGCCGGAUGCCGAUCCUACUGAACAACCUGGAAGAGGACCUCGUAAACGAACAUCCAAGGUGUCUCUGAACAACACCAAAAAGAAACGUAAGAAUUCUUCAUCAGAGGAAAGUGAAGGUGAAGGUGAGGAGGAUGAGGAAGCAGAAGAUGAGGAGGGAGAACUAGACGAAGAGGAAGGCUCGGAUGAUGAGAAAAAUGGUUCUGAUGGAAACAAGUCUGACUCAAGUCAGUCUAAAGAUGUACCAAAGCAUUUCCAUUCUGGAAACUUUGUAUUGCUAAAAUCUGACGUCAAAUGGAAUGGAGAUACUGUCACUUCAAAAUUGGAUGAACUAAAUCUGUGGAAAAUAGAUGGAAAGGCACUUUUGCAAAAAUUUAUUCCAAUGGAAUCAAAUGGGAAAAUUUUGCAUAAGUGUACAUGUGUGUACUCUGGAUGGAAUGUGGACAACAGAGAUAACUAUUACCCUAUCACUGAAAUACUGGAUCGGAAUCCUCGAACUGAAUCCAAGGAAAUAUGUGUAGCAUUAGAUCUUAAUGAUCUUAUCAAAGUAAGAGACAAGUAAAUCCAUGGUGUUUUUUACUUAAUUCAAUUAGAUAAGUGAAAGUAAAUUUAUUAAUAUUUCCUUAAUUCUUGAUUACUUUGAGUAAUUUUAACUUCAUUCCAGAUUACUUUGUGUAAUAUUUUAUAAGCUGGGGAUUAAAUGUUCAAUUCUACAAUAGUUUUAA